GAGGAGCAGCAGCAGCAGCAGCAGCUCACUCGCUCAGAGCUGGCUCUUGCCUGCCUGGCCACUGGCUGGAGCCCAGCUGCAAGCAGUGCCCAUCUUCUGCCUGGCUGCCAGGGGACGCUAACCCAGGGAAGGGGCUGGGAUGACGCAGAAAACCAGACUGAACUUCGUAGCUGAGGAUAAGAUCUGGAAGGAUCACCUUGAAACAGAACAAGAAGCUAGGAGGAGAUGGCCCAAACGAUGGGGAUUUCUAACCACUCCACUUGAAGAGUUGAUAAAAGAUGAAGAGAAACAACCUGCUAAGCCUAAGAUCCCGCUUCCAGAACACUUACAAAUCCGACCUGUGACACCGGUGGAAACAUAUAUUAAGAUCCAUCCAUCUCCUCCAGUCCCUCAAACAACCCAAGGCUUCAUCGGCUGGAGAUCAUCAGUACCAGGGCUGGAACUUGAACGUUAUUAUCAGAUUAGAAGCUGCAAAGGUGCCUUUCACAAGGACUUGAAGUGGCCCAACGAACCUACUGACUGAUCUUCAGAAAGAAUUACUAGGCUGACUGGUCUCUUCCCCACCCCCACCCCAUUAACUUAAGUCCAUUUCCACUACUCCUGAUAAAUAGGAGCAAGGUUGAUAAGAAUUUGUUGUCCAAAUUUCAGCAGUGCCUUAAAAGUGAAGGUUAAUUAUGACAUUUACCAUGCUCUUUUAUUAAAAUCUCCAGCAUACAAUAUCCAGGUGCCCUUUUGCUCUUUUGUAACUCCAGUUGUGUUCUUGCUUUGUGAAGUUUUGGAAGCCAAAAAUUUUUUUAAUAGAUUCCCUAGUCCUCUUCCCAGAACAAGCAGUAAUUCCACUUUAGAAGGGUAUUCACACAUGCAGACUAACCCAGGCUAGGGCAGCCCAGCCUGGGUUAGACUGCAUGUGUGGAGCACCAGGCCCUGCAUGUGUGAAGUCACUCCUGGCCCUACCCCCACGCCAAACCCCACUUCUGAACCCGGCAUUUACCUGAGGUUAAGUGAACUUGUGGUUCACUUAACCUCAUCCUCGGCCAGCAAUCGUCUGGACCAGGGAUUCUCAACGUUGGGUUCCCAGAUGUUAUUUGACUUCAACUCCCAUAAUCCUCAGCCCCAGUAGCCUUUGGUUGGGGAUUAUGGGAGUUGAAGUCCAAUAACAUCUGAAGACCCAACGUUGAGAACCCAUGGUCUGGACUAUCACAGCUGGGUUAAACAGCUUGCAACCAUUUAACAAAAGAAAAAAGAAAAAGACUUCAGGGAGUCCUAUCACAGAUCUCUCACAUCACAUCUCCUCACAUAAGAAUGCCUCUGCAUCCAUUCAGGUCAAUGACCAGCCAUUAGACCUGCUUAGCUUCAAUGAGAUGGUUGAAACAUUUGCCCUGAGACUCCAAGUAUUUCAUGCAUUCAUUUGUUCAUUCAUUCAUUCAGUUUAUAUAUCUCCCAUCCUAGAGUGACUCAGGGUGGUUUACAUUAUGAAAUGGUUCUACAGCAACUUCCAAAAAUUCCAGGGCACUUUGUGGCUGUUAUUACUCUAUCUGAAUUAGCAGCAAAUCUCCAGCAUGAUGGCGACAGAUUCAGCUGCUUGUGGCUUUUCCCCUACUAACUUCUAAAGAAGUGACUCAUAAUGAAGUAUUUCCCUGUUUCUCCCCAUGCAAACAUUUUAUUUGACCAUCCUCCUGCUCCACAUCCCGCAAAACAACAACUGACCUCUCUGCAUUCACUCCAAAUAACUGAGAAGUGAAUCAGAGAUUUUGGAAAGAUCUCUCAAAGAAUAAGAAUGCUUCCAGAAGACAUCCUUCCUCCAGCCACACAAAAAAUCAGACAUUAUCCAAUAUUUAUUGAUUGCAAAAAGGACUUGUAUGGGGAAACUUUGGAAAGAUGCUAAAGUCCAUGAGACUAAAUCUUGCUUGAAAAAGAUUUGGGAGUUAGCAGUAAUGAGGAGGGCACCUAUUUGAUUAUUAAGCUGUGAUAAGUGAGCACAAGAUUUGACACACUUAGAAAUAAAUGGAGAUUCUUCAUAACUUUUUUGAGUACUUAUAUCUGUAAUUAUUGCUUUUCUUAUCUGGAAAUGGAUAGAGGCAUUGCUUUGAUCAAAAUUGCAUGUUGGAAUGAAUAAUUAUGUUAAUAUUGUGAUCUUUGAGUCUCAUUAUUUUAUGUAAAAUUGAUAAACUUUUUGUUUUUAAAGAA
Molecule: messenger RNA, 2187 nt
Organism: Hemicordylus capensis (graceful crag lizard)
Lineage: Eukaryota; Metazoa; Chordata; Lepidosauria; Squamata; Cordylidae
Gene: CIMIP1
Product: chromosome 4 C20orf85 homolog
Exons: 4
Coding region: 140-523 (127 amino acids)
Source: RefSeq, a predicted model, not a curated record